Messenger RNA from Aplysia californica (California sea hare), 8970 nucleotides. Its product is annotated as rho-associated protein kinase 2. The record is from RefSeq and is a predicted model, not a curated record. Lineage: Eukaryota; Metazoa; Mollusca; Gastropoda; Aplysiida; Aplysiidae. Gene Ontology annotation, cellular component: cytoplasm; cytoskeleton. Gene Ontology annotation, biological process: actomyosin structure organization; Rho protein signal transduction; embryonic morphogenesis. Gene Ontology annotation, molecular function: Rho-dependent protein serine/threonine kinase activity; small GTPase binding; ATP binding.
UAUAGCCACUAUAGGCCUAAUCAAUACUCGUCUCUCGUUAGUCAUGAGGGGAGUAUAAUGGUGCUAAUUAAAGAAAUGUAUAAAACUAACAGUUAUUUCCCUUGGGGGGUACCGAUUUUUUUUCUUCUAAAAAUUCUCUACAUUCUUUUUCCAUACACUUGUAUCAACUUCGACUCUCCUUGUGUGACACUUUCUGAUUAAGAGAUGACCAAAUGUUCGUGCAUGUUUGUUUUUUGUUUGUUGGGGAGAUUUAUUCUGCUUAGAUUUAUUCUUUUGAAAAGUUAGGCCUGUCACAAAAAGGGUUUAUUCGAAAACAAGUCCGAAGAGGAAGUAGGUGUGACGUCAUGCCGCCAUGUUCGGAAGAUCACUGGUUUUGAUAUAAGGUUGUGUGCACUCAUGAAAACAACUGCUUGAAUUUCGCGUUGAUUCUGAGCUUGUUUGUGUCGGUAUACUGUGUAAUUUUUCUGAUUUUAGUCACGGAAAAAUGGAGUGUUGAGUGUGAUGGAGCUAGGUGUAUCUGUCAUUCUCUUUGAAUUGAAUUAAAGCGGUGUGCAUUGCAUAAAACAUUCAGUGGAUACUAAUGGUCUAUGUGUGGAGGAAGCCAAGAUGGUGAUGUCAGACCCGGAUUAUCGCAGGCGCCUCGCCUUGUUAGAGGAGCGCCUCAGCGACCCCAACUCGGUCAUUAAUGUCGAUGGACUUUUGGAUGGUAUUACUGCACUGGUUGCGGAUUUGGAUUACCCAGCCAUCAAACGAAUGAAAAAUGUCGAACACUUUUUAGAAAGAUAUGGAGAAAAUGUGGAUCUCAUUAAAAACAAUCGUAUGAAAGCCGCUGACUUUGAAGUUGUCAAGGUCAUUGGCCGAGGUGCUUUUGGAGAAGUUCAGUUGAUCAAGAGAUCAGACUCGGCUUAUUACUGGGAGGAAAGAGAAAUUAUGGCCAAUGCCAACAGCGAGUGGAUUGUUCAGCUGCACUUUGCAUUCCAAAACAACAAGUUCCUGUACAUGGUGAUGGACUACAUGCCCGGGGGCGACCUGGUCAACCUGAUGAGCAACUACGACGUGCCAGAGAAGUGGGCCAAGUUCUACUGUGCUGAAGUGGUGCUGGCACUGGACGCCAUACACUCCAUGGGAUUUGUUCAUCGAGAUGUAAAACCAGACAACAUGCUGCUGGAUGCAAACGGUCACCUCAAGCUCACGGACUUUGGAACCUGUAUGAGAAUGGACAGGGAUGGCCUGGUGCACUCGGACACGGCGGUGGGCACGCCCGACUACAUCUCCCCGGAGGUGCUCAAGUCGCAGGGAGGGGAGGGCUGCUAUGGCCGUGAGUGCGACUGGUGGUCCGUGGGCGUCUUCCUCUAUGAGAUGCUUGUUGGUGAUACUCCUUUCUAUGCCGAUUCUUUGGUGGGAACAUAUGGUAAAAUCAUGGAUCACAAGCGAUCGUUGAACUUCCCAACAGACGUAGAGAUGUCGGACAAAGCCAAAAGUCUUAUAUGUGCCUUUCUCACCGAUAGGACGGAGAGACUGGGAAGAAAUGGUGUAGAUGAAAUAAAGAGACAUCCCUUUUUCAAAAAUGACACUUGGAACUGGGAAAAUAUUCGCCAAACUGUGCCCCCGGUUGUGCCUGAGCUGUCCAGCGAUGUGGACACCAGUAACUUUGACGAUAUCGAGAAGGACGAGGCCCCAGAGGAAACUUUCCAGCCCUCCAAGGCCUUCGCCGGCAACCACCUGCCCUUUAUCGGAUUCACCUACAGCCGAAACUACAAUUUACAGAAUAGCUUCCGAGGUUCAGGAUCUCAGCCGCCCUCACAAAGAAUAAGUCCGGGAGGAGGUGGGGUGGACGACGCGACCCGCAGGAACCUUGAGGAGCAGGUGCGGCUAGAGCGGGCGGGCAAGGACGACAUGGAGAAGAAGUACAAGUCCACGUUAGAGGAGAUAGAUCGGUUAACGCAGGAGGAGUCCACACUGAAGAGAGACUACAUGGAGUUGGAGCGGAGCAUUGCACUCAUCAAGCAUGACCUGAAGGAGACCCAGCGCAAGCUGGAGAUGGAGGCAGACAACAAGAAGAAGGUGGAGUACAUGCUGAGGGACAAGGAGAAGCAGCUGGAGACGGAGAUCAACGCCCGCCUACAGAUGUCCACCUCCUCCGCUCACUCCAACGAGAAAAUGACCAGUUUGGAAAAAUCGAUUUCGGAGCUGAAUGAGAAGCUCCGUCUGGAGGUGGAGGUGAGCAACAAGCAGAAGAAGACGACCUCUGACCUCCAGCAGCGACUGGGCAGCCUGGAGCACAGCCACAGCGAGCUCAACAGUCGCUACCAGGAGAUGCAGUCGCUCAAACAGAAGCUGCAGAACGACCUCUUCUCCACGCAGGCUACGCUCGACUCAGAGAGGAGCAACCGCUCGCAGGAGUCGAUACACUCGCAGGAGCUCUCAGAACGCAUCUUGUCUUUGCAAGAGGAGCGGACGAGGUUCCAGGAACGAGAGAAAACUUUCUCCAAAGAUAUUCAAGCGACACAACAAAAAAUAUACCAAUUGGAAAAAUGCAAGCCCAGCUGGAGCAGGAGAAGGUGGCUAAGCACAAACUGGAGGCUCAGCUUCUGGAGGCAGAGAAGAAGUACAGCGAGGUCUCCGUCGACGUGACGCAGCUCAAGCAGAAGCUGACCUCUAUGCAGUCGGAGCUCCGGGUGGAGUCGGAGAAGAGCAAGAACCUGAACCUGCAGGUGGAGCAGGAGGUACAGCGGAGGAACCUCAUGCAGGGAGACUUCAAGAACCAGCACCUGGACCUACAGAAGGCCAAGGCCAAGGAGAAGCAACUCGGCAAGGAAAUUCAAGACAUUAAAGAUGACAGGAAGAAUGUUGAGGAAGAAGUUAGGAAAUUGAAAGAUGAUAUUGCUGUGAAUGAGAUGCAGAUCUCUGAACUACAGGAGCAAUUGGAAGCAGAAACAUAUUUCUCGUCUCUGUACAAGACCCAGGUGAAGGAGCUGAAGGAGGAGGUGGACGAGAAGAAUAAGCAGAUCCAGGACCUGACCUCUGAUGUCCAGAACAUGCUGCAGGAAAAGGACUCGAUCGGAGCCCAGCUGCAGCUGGCCCUGGCUAAGGCGGACAGCGAACAGCUGGCGCGGUCCAUUGCGGAGGAGCAGCUGUCGGAUGUGGAGAAGGAGAAGACCAUGCUGGAACUGGAGAUCAAAGAGCUGUUGUCGCGCCACAAGAACGACCUCAACAAGAAGGAGAACCUCAUUACCUCGCUGGAGGAUACAAAACGUACUUACGGCAAGGACAUUGAGAAGCUGCAGCAGGAAAAAGACGACCUCAAUAAUAGAAUCAAGAAACUCUCCGAAGAUCUGGUACAUUCUAAGAACACUGAGGAGGAGAAGCUGCGCAAACAGUAUGAGGAUGAAAGACUGAAGAAAAUACAGGCUGUGAACAAACUUGCGGAGAUCAUGAACAGGAAGGAGUUCAGCCAGGUGGGCCGUGGCAAGAGCAAGGCUUCCGACGGGGAGCUCAAGCGCAAGGAGAAGGAGAACCGCAAACUGCAGCAGGAGCUCACGAUGGAGCGAGAGAAGUACAACAAGAUGGUGGAGAAGAUGCAGCGCGACGUGCUGGAGGCGCAGCAGAGCGUUUACGAGGAGAGCCAGGCGCGGCAGAAGCUGCAGAUGGAGAUGGACGCCAAGGACUCGGAGAUGGAGCAGCUGCGACAGAAGCUAGCCUUCGCAUCCACCUCGGACAACUCCUCGGUGCACAGUGGGCACGACGAGAGCUCGCUCAUGCUGCAGCCCGAUGAAACUACAGUGCAAUCGGAGACGUACAUGGAGGGGUGGCUGGCCGUGCCCAACCGUAACAACAUCAAGAAGUACGGCUGGCGCAAACAGUACGUGGUGGUCAGCAGUCGCAAGGUGCUUUUCUACAACACGGAGAACGACAAACAGAACACAGACCCCAUUCUGGUGCUAGAUAUCGAUAAACUUUUCCAUGUCCGUCCGGUGACACAGGGUGAUGUGUACAGGGCUGACGCCAAAGACAUACCACGAAUCUUUCAGAUUCUCUAUGCCAGUGAAGGCGAAAACCGCAAGCCUGAAGAAGCGGGCCAGGACGCCAUCGCCGCAGCGGCCGACAAGGCUGGCAUCAUCAGCUACAAGGGCCACGACUUUGUCCCGCUCAACUACCGCACGCCCACCUCCUGUGAUGCCUGCCACAAGACUGUGUGGCACGUGCUGCACCCUCCGCCCGCCCUGGAAUGUAAACGUUGCCAUGUGAAGGUCCACCGAGACCACUACGACAAGCACGAAGAGUUCAUCGCUUACUGCAAAGUGAACUAUGACUCGAGCAUCCAAGCCAAAGAGAUGUUGCUCCUGGCCGAGUCCACAGAGAAGCAGAAGACGUGGGUCACUCACCUCAGCAAGAAAGUCUCCAAGAAGGGAAUCGUCAGCUCGGGGAACCUCAACACUGCCCGUGGCACCAAGCAGUAUUCCUCUUUUGGUCCACAACAAAGACAUCCAUCGACUUCCAAAUCUGCAACCCUGCCGCCCCAUGCACGGAACUCCUAGUGACGACUUGGAAACUCUAUUUGUCUGCCUCUGUGUGUGUGUGCUUGCAUGUGUGAGUGUUUGAUGUGCGUAUGUGUAUAAGAGUGUGCCAUCUGGGCUGCAUCACGGUCAGCUAUGGGAUGCAGGAUGUGUUUUGGUUGUGUGACUUCAGUGAGCUGUGAAUUUCUGGCAAUGUGAAGACUGGUUUGUUUUUCUUUCUCUUUGUUGAAGAUUGUGUGAUUUUUAUUUUUAUUUUUGUUGAAUUGUAUACACUGCUGUGACAGGAAGCCAGUAAAAUUGUUCUUUUUCGAGCGACUGUGGUGACUCUUAUGUUUGGGGUGUACUUUGUGCUGGUGCUCCAGGUUUGGUUUUGAAAUUGUUGAACAUCCUUUAUGCACGUGUUUUAUUUAUCAGAAGUUGUGCAAGAGAGGGAGGGAGAUAAAGAGAGAGAGAUGGAAAGGGAGAGAGAUGUUUGGGUGCGUUGUGACACCCUUAUAGUCCUGGGGUUUGUGUCAAGGUGUGUGGAAAGCGGACUGUUUACUUACGAUUAUUUGGGUGUAUGAGGAGAGGGUGCUGUGAGAUAGUACUGGCUUGGGACCCAGCAUCUGAUGUGGUGUGUGAGUGAGGGGUGCUGCUUUUGUUUGGCUAAUAUUUGCUGGGAUUUAUGAAAUUUGAUUGUACAAAGGCGUGUGAAGACAAGAAGAGACAGUUAGAACUACAACAAGCGUAGUCUUUUUUCCAAGUUCUUUGUUGAUAAAAAUGUUUGCUGCUUUUAUGUUUCAUCAUGCUGUUUUCUUCCCGAAUACCAGUUGUGUGCGUCACUCAUAAGGAAAUGUUCAUGUAUAUUAGAUUUAUUUCUGCCCCUUACACCAAAGUUUUCUUCAAAGAUUCUGUGUUCUCUUGUUUGGAGCUGUGUGGUCGGUGGAUGGGCGACCUAGUGGAGUACCAAACAGCCGUCUGUUGUGACCUGCGGCCGAGCUUCAUGUCGUGGUGGGACAGCGGGCGGGUUUUUACCGCCUCCCACCCUCACCCACCUCUCCUCACAGCUCAGGAUGUCCACCCGAGUGUCGUUGUAUCUGUGAGCUUAUCUGUGACUCAUACGGUUUAUUGUGUACAAGUUUGUCUUUUCCUUAGUAGUCGAAUACCGCAGCCAAAAGGGAUGGUGUGCUUAAGAUUUUUUUUAGCCUAUUACUUAAAUUUCUUUAGGACAUUUUUCUUUUGGACUGUUAUGAAGUAAAUUGGAGCUGUCGCAAAACUUCUUUUUAUGACCUGUGUAAAAAUAUCGAGGGGUUAAAUGAAGCGAAGGAAAUAGUGAAAACUUUGUGUUCUGUUGUGCCCAAAUUUCCAAUGGGUGUUCCUUGUCCUCACCCUCGGUCGUAUUUUGCUUAUGUUUUCUUGUCUGAAGCGGAGGAAACAUGUGGUUUCUGUUCUUUCAUAAACAUAACUGCUGUUUAAAUUGUUUCUGUACAUUUCUCACGUCUUUGUAGCAUUCCAGCGGACACAAAGGAUAAGAAGGGUAUUCCAAGUUGUUUUUCCCCUCUGUUUCUUUAUUUGAACUACUAUCAGUGGGGAGGGAAGUUGGGAACGAAAUACUCAUCUGUGUGGAUACUCUCGGAGUUUCUGUCUCAAUGUGUUUCACUUAUGUUUUAGCACAGUGUCUGUCAGCCUUUUAUAGCCAGCGCCCACAACUUUUGUCACCUUGAAGAGGCUAACAUUUUCAUGCCGCCUACCUGCAUGUCCAAGUGAGGCAUUACGCGAUACUUGUCACUGCAUGGGUGGUCCCCACCGCCCACCAAAAUAACCAAAAUGGACCACAAGUGGGCUAUAUUGCCCAGGUUGGCAAGCGCUGUUUUGGCGGGAUAGAGGCGUGGUUAGUUUCUUCCUUGUGAAUAGUCCCUGAUGUACCCUUGGUGAAAUGGGCGAAUUUUGGAUGCGUUGUUGGUGGUGUGGUAACUCGCGUUUCUGUAAAGGUUUUUAAAAAGCUUUAACUGAGUUAUUGGCCUCUGCUGAAUACUUGACACCUUCGUACACCUGAAAUAGAGGUCAAAGUCUUGGGCAGUGGGGCAGAAAUAUGGUCGAGACGGCCAACCGUUGUUGAGGAGAAAAGUUGGGGAUUAUGAGAACGUGCACAUCUCUGACGGUGUUAUUAUGAUUUAAAAAAAAACAAAACACGUGUGUGGGAAGUGGUCUUUUGUACAGGUGAUUGUCUUGGACAAGUGUUUGAUAGAGCAGGUUGGACUGUCCUAGACUGAGAUGGUGUGUGGCGAUUCCUGUCUGGACUGUAGCUGCCUGAGCUGAGUGUGAGGCUAAGUGAGUGAGUGAGGGAGGGAGGGAGGGAAGGCAGAAAAGACUGGAAGGAAUAUUUGAUGAGGCUCUGUGAGAUAGUUUUGGUCUCCCCUGUCCCUUUCCUUUUUUCCUUUAGUCAAUUGUACAUUGCUGGGCAACUUUUCUCUUGUAGAGGAUUUUAAUGUGUUUGUUUAACUGCCACUAAUGCUUUGUCAUGGAACUUUUUAUUCAAAGAUUGUUACAGUGUCUUUUUCAAAGAUUGUUACCGUGUCUUUUUUAUGAACACUCCCGUAAUCGGACAGUUACCAUAUCAUAAUACUUUUUGCCAUUGUUAUGUGUUUUGAUAUAGGGCCUGGUCCACUCACCAGUGGAAUGUCACCAUCAGUGCUUUUUCUUUUGGUUGUUGUGGAGAGAUAAGAAAUAAGAUAAAUAACAACAUUUUAUUUGAUCUCCACAAAAUGAAAUUUGCCCGUAUCACGGUAAAUGCAUGCUCGCAUAUGUCAACGCGCUCGCACACACAACACAGGAGUGUGUACACACACACGUACACAGACAUGCACACACGAAAUAGUCAUUGGAUGGACGUACAGAAUUAGACUCCUAGUCUGACUGGAAACUUUUCUCUCCAACACGUACAGGUUUCUCGUGUAGCUUUUGGGGGGGGGGGGGGGGGGGGUUGCUGUCCUGAGUGGUAUAAGUUGAGGAGAAGAUAGACAGUAGUGUAAUCUGUCUUGUUCUGUGUGGCUGUCAGUCUCCCUGUAGUUUCUGUCUUCCUCUAGGUUUGUGAUGAUGACAGGAAGGGAGGGGGGGGGGGGGGUGAUGAGGGAUGAUCUAUCUUUCAUGUAGUAGGCCCAUUGCUAUAGUCGGAAUCUGUGUAUGUUGUUUCUUUCUGUUAGAAAACACCGAAAGACGGCUGCCUCAAUGUCAUCAGCGAUGGGCUAUCGUUGGACAGUUUUGUUCUCCCUCUCCUGCUGAAGUGCCUGUAUAGUGUUAACGAUAGAGGAACUGUGGUUCUGGCUGCCAUCAGUGUACCUCACGACCUUCUCCCUAGUUGGUAUGCUCAACCGUUCCAUCCAGCGACCGUGAAUUCAAUAAAAGAACCUCCAGUUUUGGUGAAAUUUAUCAUCAGACACAGCACAUUAAUUAAAAGCAAGAUCAUCUCUUUUCAAUUCUUGAAUCAUGUUCAAGUUGAAAAGGCCGUGUGUUUCUUUCUUCUUCAACUCGAUCAAUAACAACAACUUUCUUCUUAUAUUUAUCAGUGUUAUAGUAGUGUGUGAAGGUUGUGCAAGUGGGACAUGGCUGCAGUGAAGAAAAGGAAGAGUUCUGUUUUGGUAGAUAUUUGAUUUCUUCUACUCUGUGUUGCAUAGUGUGAUGAGUGUGAUGUGUUUGACUGGCGAGUGACGUCGUCUGACAUCUGUCUAUGUCGUCUAUGCGGGCUGGUGUCGACGAACCCUCCUGUUGUUCAGACUUGAAAACUAAAGUGUUGGAUAGAUGGGAAGUACUAUUAUUUGUCUGUUCUCUGCUUCAUAUUGAUGGCAUUUAUGAAACCGAAGUACUCUCCUCCUCAGAUCUGUUCAUCACCAUCCACCAUGUACAUUAAUUUAUUACAGCAGUACCAGCUGGUUUAAUCAGGGGCAGAUUUAGUACCAGAAGUAACUGGGUUGAGAUGUGUGGGAAUUUUCAUAUUAUGACCCUGUAUGAUGAUUGUAACGUUCAGUUUCAACGAUUUGGCUGUCAUGAUGAGAGAGCCCUAAAAACCUGUGAUGCUAGAGCGGCAGUUGUUGUUGAUAAAAUCGUAGUCGGUUGUGUGCGGUGAAAAUUGCAUCAAAUGUCUCAUCUGUUUUUUCUUUUUUUUUUUUUUUCCUUCCUUCCCUCUUUUCCUUGUGAAGGGAAUGCUAAGCGAUGGAGUGAGUAGCGAAGUGUGUCGGAGGUUCGUGUCAUUUCUGUUCUUGAAUCAUUUUGGUUAUUGUUUAACACAGUGCAAGUUUUAGUGGGCAGCAUCACUCCUUCAUAAUGUUUUACAAUGCAGUACUGGCCGGGAGGCCAGGUGGAAAUUGUACACAGUUAUACAUAUAUAUGUACUAGGAACAUGGUUUGAUGGCGUUUUGUGUACAUAAGAAAAAAACAAACCAACAAACCAGUUUCGUGCAUUGGUGAAUAUUUUUUU